AUGUUUAGUAAAGUUAAGGAUCUCAUUCGUGGUCAGUCUCAAGAGACUUUGAUUAAACGGUAUACCCAGCAAUUGGCCACCAUAACUUCAAAGAUCCACCAGUUGGACGUGGCCUUGAAAAAGAAGGAUGCCACAAGGUCUAAAUGGCAAGGAUACAUGAAUUUAUACGGAUCAAGUGCACUUGCUGUAUUUACCGCUGCCUCAUACUUGCGCCUAAGUGACAAACAUUUCAUAUUAGCUAUCCUGGUUGCCUCAGUCGCGGCCUUCGUCCUACUAAAGUGGACCUUAAAUAAGUGGUUCGAAUACUCCGCACAAAGAACUGUUCGUAAGCUCGAUAAGCUGAGGGCAGAACACCAAGAUAAGCUGGAGGCUCUCAAGCAGAAGACGCACUUUUAUUCUACAAAUUCAUUGAUACAACGAUUCUCUUCUGGUGAGCAUCAGGCAGAGGACGCUGUAACUUUAAUGGACGAAGAAGUGAGAAGUAAGCACGAAGAGCUCAGUAAGCUACAGAGAGAGCUGGAGGGCUUUAAGAGCCAUGAAAAUACGCAAGAAUCACAAGUCCAGAGGGAAAAGUGGUUUGACAAGGUACUGGACGUAAUUUCUGGAGGCGACCUGAAGCUAAACUCGCAGAUGAAGCCUAUAGUGUGCAGCGAGUGCGGCAAGCAUGCAGGAAGUUACAGCAUUGGUGGGACCCAGCUGCAUUAUGUCUGCCCAUUCUGUGGCUGGAAAUUCGAUACCCCAGAUGGCGAUUCCCAUGAUAAUGAAGAAAGCAAAGAUGAAUUGUCUGUAACAUCCUCAGCAAAUAAAACUAUGUAA
This is a messenger RNA of Lachancea thermotolerans CBS 6340, 816 nucleotides long. It is a transcript of the gene LNP1, whose product is annotated as Lnp1p. Lineage: Eukaryota; Fungi; Ascomycota; Saccharomycetes; Saccharomycetales; Saccharomycetaceae. The transcript has a single exon. Bases 1 to 816 code for a protein of 271 amino acids. The record is from RefSeq and is a predicted model, not a curated record.